Messenger RNA from Peromyscus californicus insignis, 4843 nucleotides. RefSeq names its product GDH/6PGL endoplasmic bifunctional protein. Lineage: Eukaryota; Metazoa; Chordata; Mammalia; Rodentia; Cricetidae. The record is from RefSeq and is a predicted model, not a curated record. Gene Ontology annotation, cellular component: endoplasmic reticulum. The transcript has 7 exons. The coding region runs from base 629 to 2998 and encodes 789 amino acids. Gene Ontology annotation, biological process: glucose metabolic process; pentose-phosphate shunt; pentose-phosphate shunt, oxidative branch. Gene Ontology annotation, molecular function: 6-phosphogluconolactonase activity; NADP binding; glucose-6-phosphate dehydrogenase activity.
GCCCUUGGCCCCGCUGCGCGCGCUCCUGGCGCCCGAGUGAGCGCAGCGCGGGGCCGCGGUGGCCUGAGGCCUGCCCGCUGGGCCCUGUCGCUACGCAGCCUGAAAAACUGCGGCGUCCCAGGCAGAACUUGGCCUCGCGCCCGGGCGCUCUCGGAGCACCGAGGCGCGGCCCCGCGUGAAGCGCGCACCUGCCGAAGACGAAGCACGGGCAGGGGGUCCCAGGUCCCCCCAACGCCCCAGCCGCCUGUCGCCUGUCCUGUUAGCCAGCCCGGGCCACUUCCCGGAGGAGCGAGAUGAAGUACAAAGGGGCUUUGGGUGCCCUCACUGCUUCCAGCUGCCAUCUGAGGAGGCCAGGGAAAGGGCUCUUUGAGUGUAGAGAAGAGCUUGGUCUGGAAGCCCAGGUCCCCAGAUUGGCCGCAGAGGACCAAAUGCAGCUCAAGGUUGAUUGACACUCCUGUUUGCCUGCACUGCUUCUCGGACUGUUUAGCAAUGGUUUCCUGACUGAUCGCUUAAUUAGACAAAGAAGAAAGCAAGGGAGAAGAAAAUUCCUAAGUGGGCAUUUGGUUUCCUGCCUCUUGACCAACAUCCAGCAUCGUGUGCCCAGCUCUGGCACCCAGACGGUUGAAAGAUGCUCAUAGCGGCAAUGUGCUUAGCCCUUCUGGGCUGCCUGCAGGCCCAGGAAUUCAAGGGACAUGUUUCUAUAAUCCUGCUGGGAGCAACUGGGGACCUAGCUAAGAAGUACCUGUGGCAGGGACUGUUUCAGCUCUACCUGGAUGAGGCUGGGAAGGGCCACAGUUUCAACUUCCAUGGGGCUGCCCUGACAGCCCCCGAGCAGGGCCAGAAGCUCAUGGACAAGGCCUUGGAAUCCCUCUCCUGCCCCAAGGACUUGGCACCCAGUCACUGUGAUGAACUCAAGGGUCAGUUUCUACAGCUGAACCAAUACCGACAACUGAAGACAGCCGAGGACUAUCAGACCCUGAACAAGGACAUUGAGACCCAGGUCCGGCAGGAUGGGCUCUGGGAAGCUGGCAGGAUCUUCUACUUCUCUGUGCCACCCUUUGCCUAUGCAGACAUUGCCCGCAACAUCAACAGCAGCUGCCGACCACGACCAGGUGCCUGGCUGCGGGUUGUUCUUGAAAAACCCUUUGGCCAUGACCACCUCUCAGCCCAGCAGCUGGCUUCAGAACUUGGAAGCUUUUUCCAGGAAGAGGAGAUGUAUCGGGUAGACCAUUACCUGGGCAAGCAGGCCGUGGCUCAGAUCCUGCCCUUCCGAGAUCAGAACCGUAAGGCCUUGGAUGGCAUCUGGAACAGGCACCACGUGGAGCGCGUGGAGAUCAUCAUGAAGGAGACCGUGGACGCAAAAGGCCGAGCCAGUUUCUAUGAGGAGUACGGUGUCAUCCGUGACACACUGCAGAACCACCUGACGGAGAUCCUCACGCUGGUGGCCAUGGAACUGCCCCAGAACAUCAGCAGCUCAGCCGCCGUGCUACAGCAUAAGCUCCAGACCUUCCAGGCCCUGCGGGGGCUGCAGAAGACCAGUGCCAUCCUGGGCCAGUACCAGGCCUAUAGUGGGCAGGUGCGUCAAGAGCUGCAGAAGCCAGAUGGUUUCCAGAGCCUGACACCAACCUUUGCAGGUGUCCUUGUCCACGUCGACAACCUGCGCUGGGAGGGCGUCCCUUUCCUCUUGAUGUCUGGCAAGGCCUUGGACGAAAGAGUGGGCUACGUUCGGAUCUUGUUUAAGAACCGGGCAUACUGCACCCAGAGCGAGAGGCACUGGGCGUCUGCGCAGAGCCGGUGCCUGCCCCAGCAGAUUAUCUUCUACAUUGGACAUGGCGAGCUGGGCCACCCCACCAUCCUGGUCAGCCAGAACCUGUUCAAGCCCUACGUCCCUACCCAGAGCUGGACGGAGGUGCAGGGCCAGCCUGGGCUCCGCCUUUUUGGUCGUCCUCUGUCUGAUUACUAUGCCUAUAAACCUGUGCGGGAGCAAGAUGCCUACUCCACCCUCUUGUCUCACAUCUUCCACUGCCGAAAGGAGUCCUUCAUCACCACAGAGAACCUGUUGGCCUCCUGGGUCUUCUGGACCCCCUUACUGGACAGUCUGGCCCUCGAAGUUCCACGCCUUUACCCCGGGGGAGCGGAGAAUGGCCAUCUGCUGGAUUUUGAGUUCAGUGGUGGUCAGCUGUCCUUCUCCCAGCAGCAGCUAGAGGUGUUGAUGCCAGAGCUGGGGUCAGUCCCAAAGCCCAGUGACUUCCAGGUCCUCAGGGCCCAGUACAGAGAGAGCCCACUGAUCACUGCCUGGCCGGAGGAGCUGAUCUCUAAGCUAGCCGGUGACAUUGAAGCCACCGCAGUGCAGUCCGUACGACGCUUUGGCAAGUUCCACCUGGCACUGUCAGGGGGUUCCAGCCCCAUAGCCCUCUUCCAGCAGCUGGCCACAGGGCAUUACAGCUUCCCCUGGGCCCACACACACCUUUGGCUGGUUGAUGAGCGCUGCGUCCCUCUCUCAGACCCAGAGUCCAACUUCCAGGGCCUGCAGGCUCAUCUGCUGCAGCACGUUAGGGUACCCUACUACAACAUUCACCCCAUGCCGGUGCACCUGCACCAGCGGCUUUGUGCUGAAGAGGACCAGGGGGCCCAGACCUAUGCCAGCGACAUCUCAGCCCUGGUGGCCAACAGCAGCUUUGACCUGGUGCUGCUGGGCAUGGGCACUGAUGGGCACACAGCCUCCCUGUUCCCACAGUCACCCACGGGCCUGGAUGGAGAUCAGCUGGUGGUGCUGACGGAGAGCCCUUUCAGGCCAUACCAGCGCAUGAGCCUCAGCCUGCCCCUCAUCAACCGUGCCAAGAAGGUAGCUGUCCUGGUCAUGGGGAGGACAAAGCGUGAGAUCACCAUGCUGGUGAGCCGGGUGGGCCAUGAGCCCAAGAAGUGGCCCAUCUCCGGCGUGCUGCCUCUUUCUGGACAGCUGGUUUGGUACAUGGAUUACGAGGCCUUUCUGGGAUGACAGGCGUACCCUGGUCUCAGUCACUAUCGAACUUUCUGUCACCCACUCAAUGUGCCCCAGCUGUCCCGAGCCUGGUACCAGAGUCAGGCCCCAGAGAAGGGAGAUCGAAAUUCUGCCCUGCUUCCUGGGCCCACUGGUUCUGUGUAAUUAUGGUGCCUGGACACAAAAACAAGGCAGAACUCGGACCUCUGCUUUGGAGAUGCCUCGAAACCCAGACAGGAGGGAAACUCUGAGGCCUCUCUCAGUUACUCGUCAGUGUCUGCAACGCAGAAUAAGACAGGGAGAGGCUGCACGUUAAAGAACCAGUGUGUGUGUGCAGACUGGCCGGUGGUCCUGGGACCGGUUUCUGUAGGAAGAGGGGCCGGAGUUGGUGGAGAGAAGGAUGCAGACUCCUGGUGAGUGGGCCAGGCAAGAAGAGUAGACACAAUCCUGGGAUUGCACUGGGCAGCUUGCCUCUUCUGGAAUCCCGUCAUCCCUCUGUGCAUCUAGCUGACGUCUGGUCCUUGCUCAGGCAGCUUCUACCUCCUCAGUGCCUGACAGCCCUGUUCUCUCCAUUCCCAUUGCCCUCAGCCUCUCCCUAUAUACAAAGGAGAGACAGAUACAGACACUGCCUUGUCAACCCCCCCCCCCCCCAUCUAAAGACCUGGGCUCCCCUUUCCCCACUGAGAUCUGUUCUGCCCUCAUGGGGCCACAGGUGUCUCUGAUCUAUUAGAUAGGGUGCUCUGUCUGCUCCUGGGGAGAUGACUACAGCUCACAGCCUCUUCCUGGAGUGUAUGUGGCCAAUUCCCAGCACUAGGGGGCAGGCUGCAGCUAGCCCUCAUCACACUACCUCUCUAGGGGCCCCAAGCCUGGCAGCUGACUCUGUGGGUGUCUUCACCUCUCUUCACCACUAACCUGGUACCACUGGGACCAGGACAGACUGCUCCUAACUGCAGCCUCCUCCAGGGCCUCUGCAUUUUUAUUUUUUAAAAGAAAGCCAACAGCAUAAAGCAAACUUCUCAGGGUACGUGAAGCUUUUGUUUUGUCCUCCUGCUUAGUCACAUGGACAAGGCAGGGCAUAGAAGGGUUACCAUGGCCCCUGCCUCCCAGUCACGCUCUGUCGGUCACACAGAGUCUCAGUCUUUCGGAAUUUUCCCAGAGAGGGGCUUUCAUUUGGUGAGGAGCAUCAGGAAAGCUGUUUCUCUACUUUUGACUGUACUUUCUCCCAGGCAGUGCAUGCAAGGACCCUUGCUUUCACUAGAGAUGUGUGCACAGUGUAGCCUGAGCUGGGGCUCUGUAUGAAAGGCACUCUUGUUAAAAUUCUGCUUCCUCUGGCCUCCAGUGACCCAGACUGACAGAACACCUCUAUUGCAAGAGAGCUACCCUGGGCAGAAAGGACGUGUAAUGCCCUGGGGCCCUUUUCUGGCUGGUGCUCACUUUUGUGGCUGGCAUCACAGGUAGUUGCAGUGAGGUUCCACUUUUGGCCAUGUGGGGGAGCUCACGUGCCACCACUCACAUUCCAUCCAGGAGGCAAGUUUAGUGCCAAACAUCAUCUCUUUGUUUUAUGCUCUGCCUCUCUGGCUUCUUAGCGUUCUCAUCUGUUCUUUAAGGGCUCAGUCCUCUGAAGUUUCAAAAUCAGAGAGAAAGGGACUUUGCAUGCCCCGGGAGAGAGGGUGAACAGGCUUUGUGUCACCAUGCUGAAUAACAGUGAGUCACUGCCCAGCCUGAGCUUAGAAUGUCUUGUUCUUACCCAGAAGAAUGACUCGCCUCUAUCUGUGGGGAGUUGCACAGGGGAGGCCAGUGUGGGGAAAUACCAAAGAUUUCCUUUCCGGAAGCAAGCACUAAUAAAACCGCGUUGGAAAGGUU